ACGACGAAGAAGAAGAAGGAGACGAAGAAGAAGAAGGCGACGAAGAACAAGAAGGAGACGAAGAAGAAGCUAGCAUCACAACAACAACAGCACCACCGCCGCUGGCAGCGUCAGGUCGAAGGGGAAGCGAAGUGUUUGUUUCUGCUGAGUUGGGCCACAUCAACAGGUACGCUGGACUUUUCUGACACCCACUCGGACAUGUCCUAUGUCUUCAUCAACGACUCGUCGCAGACCAACGUGCCUCUGCUGCAGGCCUGCAUCGACGGGGACCUGCCCUUCGCCAAGCGGCUCCUAGAAACGGGAUGUGACCCCGUCAUCCGGGACAACAGGGGACGCACGGGCCUCCACCUGGCCGCCGCCCGCGGGAACGUGGACAUUUGCCGCCUGCUGCACAAGUUCGGCGCCGACCUGCUGGCGACGGACUACCAGGGCAACACGGCGCUGCACCUCUGCGGACACGUGGACACGAUACAGUUCCUGGUGUCCAACGGGCUGAAGAUCGAUAUCUGCAACCACAACGGAUCCACGCCUCUGGUGCUGGCGAAGCGGCGCGGUGUCAACAAGGACGCCAUCCGCCUGCUGGAGGGGCUGGAGGAGCAGGAGGUGAAGGGCUUCAACCGAGGGCCCCACUCCAAACUGGAGACCAUGCAGAUGGCCGAUAGUGAGAGUGCGAUGGAAAGCCACUCCCUACUCAACCCCAACCUGCAGAGCAGCGAGGGCGUCCUGUCCAGCUUCCGGACCACCUGGCAGGAGUUCGUGGAGGACCUGGGCUUCUGGAGGGUCCUGCUGCUGCUCGUGGUGAUCGCCCUGCUCUCGCUGGGCAUCGCCUACUACGUCAGCGGCGUCCUGCCUUUUUCCACGAGCCAGCUGGAGCUGGUGCACUGAGGGACGGGCGGGGCGGGAGGGUGGAGGGGGUGGAGGAGGGUGGUGGCGAACAAGCAUGGUGCGAGAAAGGUAGUGAAAUAAUCAAGUGGCGUUCUGCUUCUACGACUGUUUGUACACAAACUCCUUUUAUUUGCUUCAUGAUCCCAUCUUUUUUUUUUUUUUCUUGGUUGUACGAACGGGGACAUUUUUAAAAAUCAUCGAUCAAAAAAGAAUAAAACUCACUUUCAAUUGAAAAAAAAUGUCUUAAACAAGCAACUUGCCUGUUUGCUAGGUCGUGAGAAUGUUGUCGGAAAAAGACCCGGGACCUCGACGCCGAGCGCCAAGUGAAUUUUUAAAAAUGAAAUACGGAAGAUGGGAAUAGAUGCAGAUUUCGCGGCAUCUGCGUCGCCCGACGUUUCGCGAAAAACGCAAAAGAUGCUAGAUUCGUCUCAUUUGCUUCACAAAAUGUUCACGUGACGUGAUUUCGCGUAUUCCGAAUUAGCGCCGGAAUUCUCCCGGAGUCGCUGACAUAGACGUCCGAGAAGGGGAACGGGCCGAAUAUUAGCGGGUUGUGUUUCCUCGUGCGAGUGAGCGCAAAUAAUCCCACGGCGACACGAACAUUUGCUUCACGUUUCGUGUGAACGCAGCAUUAGAACAUGUCGGUCUUGUUUGAGUACUGUGUCACAACUCCCCCUUUAAAAAUUGCUUUUUUCUUUUUCUAAAAGUAGCUACAGUCAAGUUGUUCAAGUCGCUGUCACCUGUUUAAAAACAGGUGUAUGAUUAACAAUAGGCGACUCAGUGACACGUGAUGUUUAUUGUUAACCUUGUGCAACUCUUCCUGUUCAUUUCAAACCGCUUCUGAAAUCUGAAUACGCGUCUUUUUGUUAUGUACAUUCAUACGAUGACUUCUCCUUGUAUCUCUGUUACAAGCUGUAUAAUUGCCAGUGUUAUUUCUCUCUCUCUCUUUUAUUAUUAUGGUUUUCUUACUUGUGCUAUUUAUCAAACAUCCUCUGUGUUAUUCAUCUCCCUUUUGUAUUUUAUCAUGUUUUUUUCCUCACUGCAUUUAUCAGAUUCAACGAAUGUCUGGAUUCCGCCCGGAAACCGUUUCUCUGCGGGAAUGUGAUAUCGUAGAAAAGCACGUGGACUGUGUGCCUUCUGAGAGAAGAGCUCCGUGUCUCCACAAACAGUUCAUCGACAUUCCCACCUGAAAGCAUGAAGCUUUUGUUGCAUUAAAAAUCUACCGCACUGUUGUAACACGUAUAAACUAGGCUUUUACGGCAACAGAUUAUUAUUAUUAUUACUUUGUCUGUUCAUUUGUUCAUCAAUGUCCUCGGAGACUCUGUCGAUUUUAUUUGUUGUGACGUUUUCCAACUGUUGAUUUUUCUGUGAACUAUAACACAUUUGAAGUAAAUCCUAAUUUAAUGUGGAAAAUUCAAUAAAAACGUGUACGAUUGA
Molecule: messenger RNA, 2319 nt
Organism: Scophthalmus maximus (turbot)
Lineage: Eukaryota; Metazoa; Chordata; Actinopteri; Pleuronectiformes; Scophthalmidae
Gene: ankrd46b
Product: ankyrin repeat domain 46b
Exons: 4
Coding region: 199-885 (228 amino acids)
Molecular function (GO): protein binding
Source: RefSeq, a predicted model, not a curated record